Fusarium mangiferae is the source of this 810-nucleotide messenger RNA. RefSeq lists its product as uncharacterized. NCBI's taxonomy places the organism in Eukaryota, Fungi, Ascomycota, Sordariomycetes, Hypocreales, Nectriaceae. The coding region runs from base 1 to 810 and encodes 269 amino acids. The transcript is spliced from 3 exons. The record is from RefSeq and is a predicted model, not a curated record. Gene Ontology annotation, cellular component: fungal-type vacuole; plasma membrane.
AUGGAGCGUCUACAAGUACCGACCUUCGCUCGCCGCGAACAUCACAUUCAUCGUCCUCUACGCCAUCGCCAUGGGGACACAUCUCGUUUUGGGCAUCAAGUGGAAGCAGUGGUUCUACAUGAGCUUCAUGAUGAUCGGAUGUCUUUUGAGAUUAUCGGGUACAUUGGAAGGAUUAUUAUGUAUAACAAUCCCUUCAACUUUGGGGGAUUCAUGGUGCAGAUUGUGUUUAUCACAAGUGGCCCUGUCUUCUACACAGCUGCUAUUUACGUAACGCUUUCCAAGACGAUUAAAUACUUUACCCCAGAAGUCUCCCGAUUCAGACCCCAACUUGUCUGGUGGAUCUUCAUCCCCGCUGAUGUCGUCUGUCUCGUCCUCCAAGCCGCAGGCGGCGCACUAUCAACAGUCAGCCAGGGCUCCAGCCAGACCGGUAUCGACAUUGCCUUGGCCGGUCUAUCCCUCCAAGUCGUCAUCCUCGUUCUCUUCUGCGCUCUUCUCGGCGACUAUCUCUGGCGAUACUUUCGUAGUGGAAAUGCCAGUGCCAUGGGGAGACGUAUGAGAAUCUUCUUCGGAUUCCUAAGCGCUGCCGUUGUUCUCAUUCUCGCGCGUUGUGCAUUCCGAUGCUAUGAGUUGAGCAAGGGGUAUCGAAACUCAGACCUCAUCACGGAUGAGGGGUUGUUCAUUGGUCUCGAGGGAGUGCUUAUUGUUAUUGCGGUGUUCUUCUUGUGCAUCAGCCACCCUGGUCCUGUGUUCAGCGAUGCGAUGACGACGGUGCCGGGUACGUCGCAGAGCGAUGCCGAUGCCGAGAAGUGA